Messenger RNA from Talaromyces rugulosus, 1026 nucleotides. RefSeq lists its product as uncharacterized. The coding region runs from base 1 to 1026 and encodes 341 amino acids. NCBI's taxonomy places the organism in Eukaryota, Fungi, Ascomycota, Eurotiomycetes, Eurotiales, Trichocomaceae. The record is from RefSeq and is a predicted model, not a curated record. The transcript is spliced from 2 exons.
AUGGAAGUCUGGAAACAGAUCCUCCCAGCAGAGGAGUAUAAUAAAUACCUUGAUGAAGGUGCUUCUGUUCUAUCAGAUAUGUCAACCACCCUGGAAGAACUGAAUGACACCUACAAAGAGGCCUGGUACCAGCUGGGGCAAAACACACGACAUGACUUUGAGGCAUAUAGACAGACCAAGCGAUACAAGGAGCUCUGGUCAGAUGUCGAGAAAGCAGCCCAGAACAGAGCUGCCAAUCUUGCCAAGCGUGCCUACGCACAGAACGAGAUCAAAAGGCUAUGGGGAGAUCGCGGUGCUGAUUUCUUGACCUUGAAUGAGGCUUACGGAUUCACUUAUAAGUCAAGGAGCCUCGCGAAACGUGUGCCAGAUUAUGGCAAAGCCAUGAAAUAUCUCAACCGUGUACUGUAUCAGCGAAGGUCAAGGGGUGGAAGAAACCAAAAGUGCUCCCUAAUCCCAGGUGGCACAGAUCUACAGAACGCUCUGGAGUUAGCAGAACAGUUCCCUGAUGGUGUGCCUGCUUUGUCGACAGAAGAACUGCUUCAUUUUGGAUCAGGACUUGAGAUGAGCAUCGGUCACAAUGGCAUGCUGACACAUGGCCUAACAUUGACAGGAAUCAUAGGCGAGGAAAACGACUCUGUAACUAGGUUACAGACAGACACUUCUGGCAAUGCAACAUCUCAAACCCCUGUCUCCGGCCUGCUGCCUUCAACUGCGUCUGUUACCCAGCCUCUCAAUUCUCAACAGAACGAUAGUAUCGAUGGCGUUAUGGAUAAUGGCUGCAUGUGUGUCAUGAAUGAGUUUCUCAUAAUGCAGAUCAUGCGGACUUUGGAUGCACUCUCGAGCAAUUGGAGCCUCGAAUCUCAGAAAAGAACUUUUGAGAUUGUGCGUCAGAAUUCGCGAGCAUUGAGAGAUAUCACCGACCAACUAUCCAACGGGAAAAGAUUAGCAUGUGAGGACCACACGAAGAAGUUAGCGACGGCGAUCGGGCUGCGAGCACAAUCCAGCUACGAGCUCCGCCUGGAAUGA